This is a messenger RNA of Capsella rubella, 1098 nucleotides long. Its product is annotated as tetratricopeptide repeat protein 1. NCBI's taxonomy places the organism in Eukaryota, Viridiplantae, Streptophyta, Magnoliopsida, Brassicales, Brassicaceae. The transcript has 5 exons. Gene Ontology annotation, molecular function: protein binding. The coding region runs from base 89 to 922 and encodes 277 amino acids. The record is from RefSeq and is a predicted model, not a curated record.
GAUUUCUUAAGAAAGCUCUAGAUCGACGAUCGAAGAUAACUCGCGUUGAAAUCUUAGUGCGAACUCUCGAAGAAACCCUAGAGUGAAGAUGGUUCUGAUCAAAUCAAGUGAGAGUGAGGAUGAGAUUCUCAUCAAAAACGAACCAAAGCCAUCGUCGUCAUCCUCACCGCAACCCACGGAGACCAAACAAGUCGACGGAGAUGAUUCCGACGGAUUCGAGACUGCCAGCGAACGUGACAUCAGCGACGAAGAAGGAGAGGAAGAUGGUACCGAAAACGACGCCGUCACUAGUCAGGAAGACCCACGACACUCUGAGAAGAAGGAAGAACAGGUUGAGCUAAUGAGUGAACGAGAAGCCAUAACCGACGACGGAUCAAACCAGGAGAAAGCUAUGGCAGAAGCAAAUGAAGCUAAAGUGGAAGGAAAUAAAUUGUUCGUUAAUGGCAUUUAUGAAGAGGCAUUGUCAAAGUAUGCUUUUGCUUUAGAGCUUGUUCAGGAGUUUCCUGAGUCUAUAGAGCUUCGAUCCAUAUGCCAUUUAAACAGAGGUGUAUGUUUCCUCAAAUUGGGUAAAUAUGAAGAAACGAUCAAGGAGUGCACAAAAGCAUUAGAGCUAAACCCUACCUACACUAAGGCCUUGGUUCGAAGGGCAGAAGCAAAUGAGAAGCUUGAACACUUUGAAGAUGCUGUCACGGACCUGAAGAAGAUCUUAGAACUUGAUCCUUCAAAUGACCAUGCUAGGAAAGGGAUACGACGGCUUGAACCACUUGCUGCUGAGAAGCGAGAAAAAAUGAAAGAAGAGGCUAUAACUAAGCUGAAGGAGAUGGGAAAUUCGAUCUUGGGUCGAUUUGGGAUGAGUGUGGACAACUUCAAGGCUGUUAAAGAUCCCAACACUGGCUCCUACUCUCUUUCUUUCCAAAACUAGUCAUUAAUAUCGUAGUGGUCUUGAUGUUUUGCUUCUACCACUUAAUGUUUAGCAACAAUCUGGUUAGUAUUACAAUGUGUUAUUGUUCUUGAUGCAUUGGUACUGAAAAGAUUUGGAUUUAAUAUAGCUGUAAAUUCAAAAUUUAAUGUUACAACAAUAAGAUAAAUUUCAAUUUU